Rhinopithecus roxellana (golden snub-nosed monkey) is the source of this 4346-nucleotide messenger RNA. RefSeq names its product myristoylated alanine rich protein kinase C substrate (gene MARCKS). Gene Ontology annotation, molecular function: actin filament binding; calmodulin binding. Gene Ontology annotation, biological process: actin filament organization; central nervous system development. NCBI's taxonomy places the organism in Eukaryota, Metazoa, Chordata, Mammalia, Primates, Cercopithecidae. Gene Ontology annotation, cellular component: actin filament bundle; plasma membrane; cytoplasm. The coding region runs from base 463 to 1461 and encodes 332 amino acids. The record is from RefSeq and is a predicted model, not a curated record. The transcript is spliced from 2 exons.
GCGCGCGGAUUGGCCGACGCGCGCGGGGGCCGCGUCAGCGCCCGCGAGCCCAUUCAUCUGUGCACUUGGGCGUUGGACCCCGCAUCUUAUUAGCAACCAGGGAGAUUUCUCCAUUUUCCUCUUGUCUACAGUGCGGCUACAAAUCUGGGAUUUUUUUAUUACUUCUUUUUUUUUCGAACUACACUUGGGCUCCUUUUUUUGUGCUCGACUUUUCCACCCUUUUUCCCUCCCUCCUGUGCUGCUGCUUUUUGAUCUCUUCGACUAAAAUUUUUUUAUCCGGAGUGUAUUUAAUCGGUUCUGUUCUGUCUUCUCCACCACCCCCACCCCCCUCCCUCCGGUGUGUGUGCCGCUGCCGCUGUUGCCGCCGCCGCUGCUGCUGCUGCUCGCCCCGUCGUUACACCAACCCGAGGCUCUUUGUUUCCCCUCUUGGAUCUGUUGAGUUUCUUUGUUGAAGAAGCCAGCAUGGGUGCCCAGUUCUCCAAGACCGCAGCGAAGGGAGAAGCCGCCGCGGAGAGGCCCGGGGAGGCGGCUGUGGCCUCGUCGCCUUCCAAAGCGAACGGGCAGGAGAAUGGCCACGUGAAGGUAAACGGCGACGCUUCGCCCGCGGCCGCCGAGUCGGGCGCCAAGGAGGAGCUGCAGGCCAACGGCAGCGCCCCGGCCGCCGACAAGGAGGAGCCCGCGGCCGCCGGGAGUGGGGCGGCGUCGCCCUCCGCAGCCGAGAAAGAUGAGCCGGCCGCCGCCGCCCCCGAGGCUGGGGCCAGCCCGGUAGAGAAGGAGGCCCCCGCGGAAGGCGAGGCUGCGGAGCCCGGCUCGCCCACGGCCGCGGAGGGAGAGGCCGCAUCGGCCGCCUCCUCGACGUCUUCGCCCAAGGCCGAGGAUGGGGCCACGCCCUCGCCCAGCAACGAGACCCCGAAAAAAAAAAAGAAGCGCUUUUCCUUCAAGAAGUCUUUCAAGCUGAGCGGCUUCUCCUUCAAGAAGAACAAGAAGGAGGCUGGAGAAGGCGGUGAGGCCGAGGCGCCCGCUGCCGAAGGCGGCAAGGACGAGGCCGCCGGGGGCGCCGCUGCGGCCGCCGCCGCCGAGGCGGGCGCGGCCUCCGGGGAGCAGGCAGCGGCGCCGGGCGAGGAGGCGGCAGCUGGCGAGGAGGGGGCGGCGGGUGGCGACCCGCAGGAGGCCAAGCCCGAGGAGGCUGCUGUCGCGCCAGAGAAGCCACCCGCCAGCGACGAGACCAAGGCCGCCGAGGAGCCCAGCAAGGUAGAGGAGAAGAAGGCCGAGGAGGCCGGGGCCAGCGCCGCAGCCUGCGAGGCCCCCUCGGCCGCCGGGCCUGGCGCGCCCCCGGAGCAGGAGGCCGCCCCCGCAGAGGAGCCCGCGGUCGCCGCCGCCUCGUCAGCCUGCGCAGCCCCGUCACAGGAGGCCCAGCCCGAGUGCAGUCCAGAAGCCCCCCCAGCGGAGGCGGCAGAGUAAAAGAGCAAGCUUUUGUGAGAUAAUCGAAGAACUUUUCUCCCCUGUUUGUUUGUUGGAGUGGUGCCAGGUACUGGUUUUGGAGAACUUGUCUACAACCAGGGAUUGAUUUUAAAGAUGUCUUUUUUUAUUUUACUUUUUUUAAGCACCAAAUUUUUUUUUCUCCCCCCCCCACCCCCACAGAUCCCAUCUCAAAUCAUUCUGUUAACCACCAUUCCAACAGGUGGAGGAGAGCUUAAACACCUUCUUCCUCUGCCUUGUUUCUCUUUUAUUUUUUGUUUUUUCGCAUCAGUAUUAAUGUUUUUGCAUACUUUGCAUCUUUAUUCAAAAAUGUAAACUUUCUUUGUCAAUCUAUGGACAUGCCCAUAUAUGAAGGAGAUGGGUGGGUCAAAAAGGGAUAUCAAAUGAAGUGAUAGGGGUCACAAUGGGGAAAUUGGAGUGGUGCAUAACAUUGCCAAAAGAAUGUGCCACUAGAAAUGGUGUAAAGGCUGUCUUUUUUUUUUUUUUUUAAAGAAAAGUUAUUACCAUGUAUUUUGUGAGGCAGGUUUACAACACUACAAGUCUUGACUAAGAAGGAAAGAGGAAAAAAGAAAAAACACCAAUACCCAGAUUUAAAAAAAAAAAACGAUCAUAGUCUUAGGAGUUCAUUUAAACCAUAGGAACUUUUCACUUAUCUCAUGUUAGCUGUACCAGUCAGUGAUUAAGUAGAACUACAAGUUGUAUAGGCUUUAUUGUUUAUUGCUGGUUUAUGACCUUAAUAAAGUGUAAUUAUGUAUUACCAGCAGGGUGUUUUUAACUGUGACUAUUGUAUAAAAACAAAUCUUGAUAUCCAGAAGCACAUGAAGUUUGCAACUUUCCACCCUGCCCAUUUUUGUAAAACUGCAGUCAUCUUGGACCUUUUAAAACACAAAUUUUAAACUCAACCAAGCUGUGAUAAGUGGAAUGGUUACUGUUUAUACUGUGGUAUGUUUUUGAUUACAGCAGAUAAUGCUUUCUUUUCCAGUCGUCUUUGAGAAUAAAGGAAAAAAAAUCUUCAGAUGCAAUGGUUUUGUGUAGCAUCUUGUCUAUCAUGUUUUGUAAAUACUGGAGAAGCUUUGACCAAUUUGACUUAGAGAUGGAAUGUAACUUUGCUUACAAAAAUUGCUAUUAAACUCCUGCUUAAGGUGUUCUAAUUUUCUGUGAGCACACUAAAAGCGAAAAAUAAAUGUGAAUAAAAUGUACAAAUUUGUUGUGUUUUUUUAUGUUCUAAUAAUACUGAGACUUCUAGGUCUUAGGUUAAUUUUUUGGAAGAUCUUGCAUGCCAUCAAGAGUAAAUUUUCUUGUGGUUCUUAAUCUGAAGUUUUCAAGCUCUGAAAUUCAUAAUCCGCAGUGUCAGAUUACGUAGCGGAAGAUCUUACAACAUUCCAUGUCAAAUCUGUUACCAUUUAUUGGCAUUUAGUUUUCAUUUAAGAAUUGAACAUAAUUAUUUUUAUUGUAGUUAUAUAGCAUGUCAGAUUAAAUCAUUUAGAACAAAAGGGGUGUGAACCUAAGACUAUUUAAAUGUCUUAUGAGAAAAUUUCAUAAAGCCAUUUUCUUGUAAUUCAGGUCCAGAAACAAAUUUUAAACUGAGAGUCUAUAGAAUCCAUAGUGCAGAUGGGUCAUGAAAUGUGGCCAAAUGUGUUUCAAAAAUUGAUGGUGUAUUACUUGCUAUUGUAAUUGCUUAGUGCUUGGCUAAUUUCCAAAUUAUUGCUUAAUAUGUUAUACCUUAAGAAAACAGGUUUAUGUAACAAAGUAAUGGUGUUGAAUGGAUGAUGUCAGUUCAUGGGCCUUUAGCAUAGUUUUAAGCUUUUUUUUUUUGUUUUUUGUUUUUUCCAAGUGUGUUAGCAUCUUGUUACUCAAAGGAUAAGAUAGACAAUAAUACUUCACUGAAUAUUAAUAAUCUUUACUAGUUUACCUCCUCUGCCCUUUACCACCCGGUAACUGGUUAUCUUUUUCUUCACUGGACCCUAAACUGAUUGAAUUUUAAGAUAUGUAUUAAAAACCAUUAUUUCAUUUAAUGCACAUCUGUUUUGCUGUUUUUGAGCAGUGUGCAGUUUAGGGUUCAUGAUAAAUCAUUGAACCACAUGUGUAACAACUGAAUGCCAAAUCUUAAACUCAUUAGAAAAAUAACAAAUUAGCUUUUGACACACACUCUUAAUUGGAAUAAUGGAUCAAAAAUAGUGGUUCAUGACCUUACCAAACACCCUUGCUACUAAUAAAAUCAAAUAACACUUAGAAGGGUGUAUAUUUUUAGUUAGGGUUUCUUGAUCUUGGAGGAUGUUUGAAAGUUAAAAAUUGAAUUUGGUAACCAAAGGACUGAUUUAUGAGCCUUUCGUAUCUUAACCAACUUUUUCUUAGUUACCUAGAUGGCCAAGUACAGUGCCUGGUGUGUAGUAGGACUCAGUAAAAAAGUAGAUUUUUAAAAAUAACUCCCAAAGUGAAUAGUCAAAAAUCCUGUGUAGCAAACUGUUAUAUAUUGCUGAGUUUGUUCUUUUAACAGCUGGAAUUUAUUAAGAUGCAUUAUUUUGAUUUUAUUCACUGCCUAAAACACUUUGGGUGGUAUUGAUGGAGUUGGUGGAUUUUCCUCCAAGCGAUUAAAUGAAAUUUGACGUAUCUUUUCAUCCAAAGUUUUGUACAUCAUGUUUUCUAACGGAAAAAAAAAAUGUUAAUAUGGCUUUUUUGUAUUACUAAAAAUAGCUUUGAGAUUAAGGAAAAAUAAAUAACUCUUGUACAGUUCAGUAUUGUCUAUUAAAUCUGUAUUGGCAGUAUGUAUAACGGCAUUUGCUGUGGUUACAAAAUACUUCCCCUGGGUUAUAAUAAUCAUUUGAUCCAAUUCCUAUUGCUUGUAAAAUAAAGUUUUACCAGUUGAU